Emys orbicularis (European pond turtle) is the source of this 1898-nucleotide messenger RNA. RefSeq names its product glutamic--pyruvic transaminase 2 (gene GPT2). Gene Ontology annotation, biological process: biosynthetic process. Lineage: Eukaryota; Metazoa; Chordata; Testudines; Emydidae. Bases 1 to 1677 code for a protein of 558 amino acids. The record is from RefSeq and is a predicted model, not a curated record. Gene Ontology annotation, molecular function: pyridoxal phosphate binding; L-alanine:2-oxoglutarate transaminase activity. The transcript is spliced from 11 exons.
AUGCAUCGGUUUGCAGUGCUUACCAAGCAAACUGCGGCAAGCCCGGUAUGUAAAGGGCCAGGGUCCUGCAGGAAUGGAAGGAGAAACGUGGCUUUGCGAUGCAUUGCCUCGCUGGUGGAGGGGAAACAGCACCAGCAGCGCUUUACCCAGCGUACUCGCCCGGGGAGAGAAGGACUCGUGCGUUGGAACAGCGCUGCUAAGGCCUCUGCAGUGAAAAUCAACGAGAAGACGAGCAGGGAGAAAAUCCUGACGCUGGAGUCCAUGAACCCCCAGGUGAAAGCGGUGGAAUACGCCGUGAGGGGCCCCAUUGUCCUGAAAGCUGGCGAGAUCGAGAAGGAGCUGCGAAAGGGAAUCAAAAAGCCUUUUACUGAGGUCAUUAAGGCCAACAUUGGUGAUGCACAUGCAAUGGGACAGCAGCCCAUCACUUUCCUUCGUCAGGUGGUUGCACUUUGUACAUACCCAAACCUGUUGGACAGCCCAAGCUUCCCAGAAGACUCUAAGAAGAGAGCCAGACGGAUCUUGCAGGGGUGUGGAGGGAAUAGCUUAGGGUCUUACAGUGCCAGUCAAGGUGUAAAUUGCAUCCGUGAAGAUGUUGCAGCAUACAUUGAAAGACGAGAUGGAGGAGUUCCUGCAGAUCCAGAUAACAUAUACCUUACCACAGGGGCUAGUGAUGGAAUUGCUACUAUUCUAAAGAUCCUGGUCUCAGGAGGAGGGAAAUCCCGAACUGGAGUGAUGAUCCCAAUCCCACAAUACCCCUUGUAUUCAGCAGCCAUAUCUGAACUAGAUGCCAUCCAGGUGAACUACUACCUGGAUGAAGAGAAUUGCUGGGCACUAGAUGUGAAUGAACUUCGUCGUUCCUUGAAUGAAGCCAAAGCAUACUGUAAUCCAAAGGUCCUUUGCAUCAUCAACCCAGGAAAUCCCACUGGUCAGGUUCAAAGUAGAAAGUGCAUUGAAGAUGUUAUACAUUUUGCUUGGGAGGAGCAACUCUUUCUUCUGGCUGAUGAGGUUUAUCAAGAUAACAUUUACUCAGAAGAAUGUCAGUUUCAUUCCUUCAAAAAGGUUCUGUAUGAGAUGGGACCAGAGUACUACAGCAAUGUAGAGCUAGCAUCCUUCCAUUCCACCUCCAAGGGAUACAUGGGCGAGUGCGGUUACCGAGGGGGUUAUAUGGAGGUCAUUAACUUGCAUCCAGAGAUAAAAGGACAGCUUGUUAAACUUCUCUCUGUUCGCCUCUGUCCUCCAGUCUCUGGACAGGCAGCUAUGGAUAUCGUAGUGAAUCCUCCAGUACCUGGGGAAGAAUCUUAUGCACAGUUCAUUAAGGAAAAGGAGUCUGUUUUGAACAAUCUUGCCCAAAAAGCCAAGCUAACAGAAGACAUGUUUAAUAAAGUGCCAGGAAUUCACUGCAAUCCACUUCAAGGAGCUAUGUAUGCCUUCCCAAGGAUAUUUAUCCCUUCCAAAGGCAUUGAGGCAGCAAAGGCUCAUAAAAUGGCCCCUGACUUGUUCUACUGUAUGAAACUUUUGGAAGAAACUGGAAUCUGUGUUGUACCUGGCAGUGGAUUUGGCCAAAGAGAAGGAAGUUACCACUUCAGAAUGACCAUUCUCCCUCCAGUAGAGAAGCUGAAGAUUGUGCUGGAGAAAGUGAAAGACUUCCACAUACAGUUUCUUGAAGAAUAUGCGUGAAAGAGAUGCAGACUCUCUUUUCUCCCCCCCGAAAGAAAAUGCAGAACAUGAACAAUAUGUGCUGAGAAUGGGCUGUUCAUCUAGUUAACUGCAUUUACAAUAGAUAGAGCCCAUAUGUGGCUAAAACUUACACUUCUUCCUGAACAAUUAAACCUAAUGUCUGGUGUGGGAGAUAUUGCUAUACAGAGGUGGGUGGGAGGGGGAACAUGAAGAGGGAAGGU